CACCGGAGGCUCUGAAGGAAGAAGAGGAGGCCAAGUAGGUUUCUGCUCCCUGAGGGACCGGUUCUCACUGGCAGCUGGACCCGUCUUGGCCACAGGUCCCAGGAGCCGAACAACAUGCACUCAGUCCUCAGCUGGCUCUCCGAAGGCCCCGUCCCAGCUUCCCCUACGGUCGGUCACCCUCCGGAGCCUGUUCACCUAAUUGCAGGAGCCCGGGCCGGGCGAGAGCAGACACCCAACCUGUCUAACCUGUCUGACGUCACCGUCUCCACCCACCGGGGCCCAGGUCCCAGCCGGCCUGCUCUUCCUGUUCCUCGCUCAGCUUCCUCAGGCACCUCCACCUGCAGAGUGGUGCUCAUCGGCGAGUCCGGCGUGGGGAAGACCAACCUGCUGUCCCGCUUCACUCGCAACGAGUUCAGCCACGACAGCCGCACCACCAUCGGGGUGGAGUUCUCCACCCGCACGGUCAUGCUGGGCACUGCCGCUGUCAAGGCGCAGAUCUGGGACACGGCCGGCCUGGAGCGGUACUACCGUGGUGCGGUGGGGGCCCUGCUGGUGUUUGACCUCACCAAGCAGCACACCUACGCCGUGGUGGAGCGCUGGCUGAAGGAACUCUACGACCACGCCGAGGCCACCAUCGUCGUCAUGCUCGUGGGCAACAAGAGUGACCUCACCCAGGCCCGCGAGGUGCCAAGUGACGAGGCCCGCAUGUUCGCCGAAAACAAUGGGCUGCUAUUCCUGGAGACCUCAGCCUUGGAUUCCACGAACGUGGAGCUGGCCUUUGAAACUGUCCUGAAAGAGAUUUUCGCAAAAGUGUCCAAGCAGAGGCAGAACAGCACCCGGACCAAUGCCAUCACCCUGGGCAGUGCCCAGGCCGGCCAGGAGCCGGGCCCCGGUGGGAAGAGGGCCUGUUGCAUCAGCCUCUGACCUUGGCCAGCACCAGCCCUGCCCUCGCUCGCUCGCGUCCCGGUGAGGUGCUCCCCACCCCGCUCCAGGAUUCUCCCGGCCCUGUGGCUCCAGACGUCAGUGGCCUGUUCCCUGUGCACAGCCCCGCCGAGCUCUCAGGUCUUCACGCCCCCCCACCCCUGUACUGUCUGCUAACCUCACAGACCAGAGCUCCCAAAUAAAGCCGUUUUAUAUCCA
Molecule: messenger RNA, 1140 nt
Organism: Pipistrellus kuhlii (Kuhl's pipistrelle)
Lineage: Eukaryota; Metazoa; Chordata; Mammalia; Chiroptera; Vespertilionidae
Gene: RAB25
Product: RAB25, member RAS oncogene family
Exons: 5
Coding region: 115-924 (269 amino acids)
Biological process (GO): exocytosis
Cellular component (GO): recycling endosome
Molecular function (GO): GTPase activity; GTP binding
Source: RefSeq, a predicted model, not a curated record